Messenger RNA from Paramecium sonneborni, 354 nucleotides. The record is from the annotation of a GenBank genome assembly. Lineage: Eukaryota; Ciliophora; Oligohymenophorea; Peniculida; Parameciidae.
UCUAGUUCUGCAGCAAUAGAAUUUUGCCAAAUGUUUCAAAAUAGAGAGAAAUUUGUAGAUUUUUUAAAUGAAAGUGUCAAGAUAUACUAUCAAAAGAUAUUGCUUUAUUGUUUGACAUCAAUCAUUUAAUGUCAGAAAUCUCAAUUGACGAAAGUUAAGGUAAAGAUGGUAAUUAUUGAGGAGCAAAUAACUAUUUAUUUGAAAUUAGACUUAGUUAAUUUAAACAUUGAUCGAUAGCUACAUUUCCAAAUUAUAGAUUGUCUUAUUCAUCUAGAAAACAUGAAAAGAUUCCUCCCUCUUUUUUGUUACGAUUAGGCAUUUCUUUUAUUAAUUUAGCUUUUAUUAGGUGUUUGA